Effrenium voratum is the source of this 582-nucleotide messenger RNA. The record is from the annotation of a GenBank genome assembly. Lineage: Eukaryota; Dinophyceae; Suessiales; Symbiodiniaceae.
AUGCUGAACACUCGCAAGAAGAUCGUGAAGGAGAAGGGCGCAGCAGUGACCGAGCUGGACACGGAAGUGGCCAAGGCCCUGUUUGACAUUGAAGUGUCCCCAUCCUGCGACAUCAAAACCGAGCUGAAGGAUGUCUACAUCUCCGGCGCCAAGGAUGUGGAGGUGGGCAAGUCCGGCAUGGCCAUGGUGAUACACUUCCCAUUCCGAGUGUGGAAGACUGUCAAGAAGAUCCAAGGCCGCCUGGUUAGGGAGCUGGAGAAGAAGUUCAACCGCAAGCACGUGGUGCUGGUGGCCAACAGGACCAUUCUGGACAAGAACUUCCGGCGCAAGGGCUUGAAGGUCCGACCGCGCAGCCGCACUCUCACAGCUGUGCACGACUCCAUUUUGGAAGACUUGGUGGGUCCCACUGAGAUCGUGGGCAAGCGUACGCGCAUCUCCGUGGACGGAAGCAAGCUCUUGAAGGUGAUGCUGGACCCCAAGGACAAGGACAAGGAGAACAUUGAGAGCAAGCUGACUGCCUUCGCGGCAGUGUACAAGAGGCUCACCAACAAGGAGGCCCAGUUCAUGUUCCCCACCGCGUAA